UUACCAAUUUCAUUAUCAUGAAUAUCAAGAUUCAAACCUACAUUGAAAUGAAAACUCCUUCGGCAACUCUAUCAUGGGAAGUUCUUAUCCUCGUGGCACAUCACCUUGACCCCAAAACAUUAGCCAUAGCUUCAUGCGUAUCAAAAUCAUGGCUACAUUCUAUGUCCUCUGAUCAACUUUGGAAACCAAUCGUAACAGCCAAUUUCCCCUCUCUUUCCACUCUUCCAUCCGCUGUCUCAUACUGCCGGUUGUACGCAUUAGGCCACUCUACUGCCAUCCGCCGCCGUCAGAUCCCUUCAAAGCCGACCCUCUCCCUCAGUGACCUCGUCUUUGCGGUCUCCAUUACUUCGAAGUGUAACUUUUGCGUGGUGGCCGCCGCAUCCAGGUCUGUGGACGCUCUGGUGAUGGAUCCUCCCGGCGUGUUUAGUUUUGGUGUUGGUUUCGAGGACUGUGUAUUGAGGAAGAACGAGGGUUUGGAGGAGGUGGUUAGGGUUACGUGGAAUGUGGUGGUGAAAGGAUGGAGAGGAGUUUUCACUUUGAUGGAUUGUGAGAGGAAGGUGAGGUUUGUGGGUGGUGGUGAGGAGUGGUUUUCAGAGGAGCUUCCGGCGCCGAGCUGUUGUUCAAAAGUGGUGGCGAGUUCAGUGGUGGCGGAUGUGAAGGUGGUGAUGUGUGAUGAUGGUGGUGGGAAAGUGAGGGUGGAGAAGGUAAGCAUGGGGAUUUUGAGUGUUGUUGAUUGGAGAAGUUGAAGGUUGGAAGAUUUAACUCUUUUGGGGGAUAAAGUCCCUUUGGUUCAAUUAGCCUGGUUACUCUUCAUUCGACUUUUUGGUUGGGAGGUUCCCCUAAUUCUUAUUAUUUGUCUUCUUUCGGGCCUCGAUGAGUCUACCCUUCACAUGAUGGAUCCAUAUCUAUCUUCUUUUUUACUUUGGCCAAUAAUUCAUUAAAAGAUUAAGGAUGU
This is a messenger RNA of Vicia villosa (hairy vetch), 955 nucleotides long. Its product is annotated as probable F-box protein At5g04010. Gene Ontology annotation, molecular function: protein binding. Gene Ontology annotation, cellular component: SCF ubiquitin ligase complex. Gene Ontology annotation, biological process: gibberellic acid mediated signaling pathway; SCF-dependent proteasomal ubiquitin-dependent protein catabolic process. The transcript is spliced from 2 exons. The record is from RefSeq and is a predicted model, not a curated record. Bases 18 to 746 code for a protein of 242 amino acids. NCBI's taxonomy places the organism in Eukaryota, Viridiplantae, Streptophyta, Magnoliopsida, Fabales, Fabaceae.